CUUAGGAUAUUUACCGUGAAAAGAUUUAUUUCGGUAGUUUGCACCCAACCCUUCAAUUGUGGCAUAAAUAGUCUGGUGAUCAACUGAAAAUUUUCAUAAAACAAAACUUGAAGCAUUUCCAUUUUACAAUGACAACCUAUGCUCGAUUAUAAAACUUUUUGCCUUCAAGUAUUAACAACUCCUGGAUUUCUAGUCAUUUUCUUUCAGAGAUUAUCAAGCUUCGUCUAACAACAUAAUUUUGAAUUAAAAAAAUGUUAAGACAUUUAAGAUGUUGAAGACAGUCGCUUUCAAAAAUGUUCAAAAUUAUGUCAUGCAUAUAACACCUUAACGCAUUUAAUCACAGUUUCUUUGAUUCGCUGGUUUGCACUAGAAUAUUUACUUACGAACCUGUAAACAAACCUAUUAACGUGAAGUGAAUAAGAAGUAAACGGACCUGCUGUUUUUAUACUUUAACAUUCGCCAUAAAGGAAAACCAAUUUAAAUUGUGAGUAAUGAGCUAGCUUUUGUUUACUUGUUGGAGUUUACCUUAGAAAAUGAUGACAUACAAAAACGCCUUCACACACCUGAGGUACUGUUCCAUCUGGAUCAAGCAUAUGAUAGAAGUAUUACUUUUUUUACAUCGUAUUUUCACAUGAAAUUUGAAAACCUUAGAUGGAUUAUGCUAUAUUCAAAUAAAAUUGUCAGAUAUUGCUUUUAGGUAUGGUGCAUACAUAGUAAGGAGGCCUUGGAAAUACACACAGUACCUAAAGUGAUUCUUUUAAGCUUCUUUCUUAUACUUUUUUGCAGAUUCCUCUGAAUUUUCAAAAUACGUCUUGUGUUAUGAAGCUACAUGGAGAGAUAUAUUUUCGAUUUGGAUAUCACAACUUUUCUUAGAAACCUUGUGUCAACAUUUGUUUUAGAAUAGUGAAGAAUCACAGUCAUAUAAAAUCUGCCAGACAACCAGAACCUAAACAUACACAUUUUACAACAAGCAUCAAGGAAAUUUUUUGACUCGAUUCCAGUCGAUAGCUUCAUCAACUUUGAAACUUCAGAAGCUGAUUUCCAUUCUAUGAACAGCCCAUGAUUAUAAACCCGUGAAAUAAGCAUGAUAGUAACAAAUUUUAUGUUUUUCAAAACUUUAAUCAAAAGAUUUAUUUUGUUUUUUAUAUUUUUUAUCAUCUUGAUUCAAGGUUUAGGAAAAUGAACUGUUUAUGACCAGCAUAGGCAAAGGAGAUGAUGCACAUGAGGCGAGGAAGAUAUGGCAAGCAUUCAUAAACUGCCAAUUUACGUUAUUAUCGGCUUCUGGAUCGUAUUCUAUAGCUAUGGACAGUCAGAGAUGUUAGAAAAAGUGAAUCGCACUGGUGAACAUAAAAGUCCAUAUAAAACGCUUGCAAAACCAUCUACCGUACAAGCCAAUGGUGCUUUGGACUUCCAAACGAGUAAAAAACAUAAAAAUAUGCAUCCGGUUCGAAUGAAUACAAAAUCUCACAGCCAAAGACUCUCCACCACAGCAACACGAAUAAGGUCAUCAAAGUCUUCAAGAAAAGACUCCUUGGUUUUAGUAAGCCAGUUAAAAACGAAUGUAACAACAAAGGAGUAUAUUCGUGUACCUAUCGUUGCUGAAAGUGAACAAAGUCCUGUAAAUAAGUUUCUAAGUCUCAGUUGGAAGAUAAAAUCUACAACUCUUUCCAACAUAAGUUCAUUUCCACCUGUUUUGAAGGAUUCUACCCUAAAGAUAUCUGGUUACCCUAACGAGAUUAAUGCUGACAAUCACGUUACUUCCAAAAUUUAUCCUCUUCUUCAAAAUGGAAAACAGUUAAGUAAUGGAUUGAGCUCAAAACCAAGAUAUACUUGUGACAAUGGUACUUGCAUUUUGAUAAGUAGGUUGAAUACUAGCAAAACUAAGACAAGAUUUGAGCAAAAAUAUAUUAACCACCCUCAUGAAUUUGGAACAAAGAAGCUGUCUUUUUCGUAUUUAGAAAAGACAGGGACAAAGAAACAUCAUUCGAAGCUAAAACGAGACGUAAAAUCAAAACAUGGUAAAAAUGAUAAAGAUUUUGGUAAAAAGAUUAGUGCUCUUCUGAAAGACUUAAAGUCAUUGAUGGAGUCCUCCCAAGAUAAAAAGGUUUUAAAGAUGUUACAAAGAGAAGUUUUGAAAGAGACUCAUUUUGAUGGAAAGAAAAAGCAUAGGAAAGUACGCAAGUUUGGAAAUAAAAGACGACACAAGCCAAAAAGGAUACAUGCAGAAAAAAGAUGGAAAAACAGCUUGAAUAGAAAGAAGUCAGAUUUAAAAAAACUGGCGAGGUAUUUAGCUGCACAAAACAUUGUCAGGAGUGGAUGGCCUUUUCUACAUUAUGAAAGAAAUUUAACGGAAUUAUACAUAUUGCUUCGCAAAUUGAGAUUGCGUGGCAUGCAUUCGAGUGAUGUUACUAGCCUUUUGAAACCAACACAACUUCAUACUGAAUUGAAUAAAAGCGUCUUGCUGCCUGAAUUACCUUUGCAUACUAUGUAUGGAAGCUCUCUUAGACAAACUGAAGUAUCAGGAGGUAAAACUGGGUCAGAGAAGACAAUCAAAACAAUCUUGAAGCCAUCUUUUGCAAUUGUAUCACGAAAUGUCACUAAAACGCCUUCAUUAAAUGGAAGAACGAUUCUAAGCAGCAUGCACCCUGAUCAUUCCUCGAUUUUGGUUGGUAGGAAUAUUGCUCAAAAUCAACGAGCAUUGAACGAAGAUAGAUCGGGGUUAAUCUCGGCGAGAAAUAAAUCUGCACCCGGAUCAUUAUAUUUUGAUACAACCAAGGACGGCAUCCACAGUACUUCGAUUCGACAAUAUCUUUCUUUGUUCCGUAGCCAGUCAAUUACAAGUCUCGUAUCUAUGACAACUCAGUUCUUGGAUGAUAGACAACUGCCUACCAUACGAACGUCAAUCAAAACACCAAAUGCAGCAUCUGCUAGUAUUCGUAAUCUACUUUCCUCGUCUGCUACAAGAGUCGUUGAUUCUUUGAAUGACAAACUAAUAUCUGAUCUUCUUGAUGCAUACAAUAUAGCUUUAAAGAAUAGAGUAGCACAUGGUCAAGAAUCUACAGAACGCAAGCUAGAUGAGCAUUCGACUCAAAAUGACCGUACAAGCAGUGUCGUUUAUUCCACGGAUAUCACGAGAUAUGUCACUAGUACCCAGUUCCAUAAUGACUCUUCCACUUAUAUAACCACCUUGCAAGCUACGCAGUCAAGAUUUGCCUAUGGAGCAAAUUUGAGUCUGAUAAUGGAUAAAGACCAACCGGAAUUAGAUCAACCUCUACUUUCAAAUUCACUGGAUGUACAAAAUGCAAGCCAACUUUCUGAUGAGGAUAAGGAAUUGUAUUUGCUCCAGAAUCUAGAUAAUAUUGUCAAUGGAAACUUAAGCAUUUCUUUCCCAUUUUCUCAAAAGAACCCUCCUGUUGACGAGGAAAAUAACAUUCCUUAUUUUGAAAAAAAUGAAACUGGCGGAAAUAACAGAGACUUGUGGGAUAGCAAUAUUGACCGAGUCGAAAACAGAAGUAGGGAUAUCAAAGAUUCAUUGUUAGUGUAUCCUGCCAGCACUGCAGCAACGAAUGAUGCCUCGACUGCAAGGAGUGACUAUGUGACAGAGAAAACCCAGCAACUCUUUUCUGAAGAACCCACAAUAAAGCAAAGCAAGGAAUUAGCAAUAAAAGAUGUACCCAAAGCAACGAUGAAGCUCGAAAGAGAUCUUAAUCUGAACGCUGAAGGAAAAAAUUUUCUUGUGACUUUGGAGAUUCUUGGUGAAAAGUUUGAUGAAUCUCUCCUGUCGGUUGAGAGCAGACGAUUCCAAAAUUUGCGUGAGAGCUUUCAAAAUUCGCUAUUGAAGCUUUACAGUAAUGACGAUUCCUAUGUCUCCACGAGGAUUCAUGGUUUCAGGCGAGGUCCCACUAUAGGUGCAUUCUAUGUCGACGUGGUUAUGAAAUUUUCAACCAUUAGUCAGUCACACUUAUUGUUGCUUGCUGAAAAGCUGAAAUCAAGAGCAUUUGGCAACGUAGCUGUUGGGGAAUCAAUAAUCAAGAUUGUUCGCCUGAACGAUGACCUUAAAGAAAUUACAUGGUGCAAACCUCCGUGCUAUCGCCCUUACAAAUGCUUUCCACAGUGCUCGCGAGACUGCUGUGUCAAGCCCGUUCUGUCGAUUAUCAACGGUCAAAGUCAGCCAAGAUAUAAAGCAUCAUUUAAGAACACUGGCAUGGGAUCGAUGAAUCAGCUUCCCAACCAACCCUUACUUUCAUACAGAAACGCUGGUCUAAUACCAUGUUGGCCUGGGUGCUCGACGAUGUGCUACCCCCAAUGUACAUUUCUGUGCUGUAUGACCUUCCGCGGCUAAAGGUGAAAAAGCAAACAUAACGAUUGUUCGAAAUUCUCUUCUGCAGCUAAGAUGUUCCCUUACAGUACAUAUUUCAUACAGUACCGAUUUAUAACAGAUGUUUAGAGAGUUCUAUUUUACUAAGGGCGUGGUAUCUAGAAAUUUGCUGUGCCCCAAAACAAUAUCCAAGAAUAUAAUCUCUAGGUCACUGUAUACCCUCUCCUUCUGUAAACUCCUUGCACUAGAGAACGCAUUUACAAAUGAAGUCCCAAUAGACGUGAAAUUUUCAUCGAUUUGAUGCAUCUUAGGAGCGAUGCAUGUUCCUUAGAGGAAACUUGCGUGUAUUGUAAGAAUCUCUGGAGAGUUUCAGGGGAAUGCGUAAUCUAUUUGUUUUCGCUUCCUUGAGAAUACAUCUUUCUUUAACGUUGGGGCUGUCAGUCUUUAGAGAAUAAAUGUAUUGCUUGACGUAUUUACUCAAUGAGGUAUUUGUAACUGGAGAGAGCUGUUCCAAGAACGUGGUCUUUAUGGUGCAGACAUUUAUUAAUAUACGCAAGAUACCAUAAGCUGUAAGUAGUUUAUUGUUAUGGUGUCCUAAAUUAGUUGACUGAGACUAAGCAUUGUAAAAAUUUGUAUACAUUUAGUGUGAAUAAUUCUCAUGAAGCUAAUUUAUGGUAUCCAAUGUCAUUUAGUAGUGAAAUUCAAGUAGCGUGCGAGUGGCAAAUAUGA
Rhopilema esculentum is the source of this 5047-nucleotide messenger RNA. The record is from RefSeq and is a predicted model, not a curated record. Lineage: Eukaryota; Metazoa; Cnidaria; Scyphozoa; Rhizostomeae; Rhizostomatidae.